UGGCCGCAAUGCAUGAAGGUCCUGAGGAGUCAGAGCCGGAGGAAUCGGCGAACCGUUGGUAACGGCAGGCUCUCGUGCAGCCUGGUUUGAAUCUUCAGUCCAAGGCGCGAGCGACGGCUGAGAGUGGCUUUUUGGACAUUCGUGCAAAGUUGGCAUAGGUGCUGAUGUGGGCGCAACAUAUGUGGCAAAAGAAAAUACACUAUGCUAUAGGGUAUUUUGCUGACAAUGGCAGAUGAGCUGGAAAGGUUCCUUGAAGAACAGAAGGCCAAGUUAGCACAAGAUAAAAUUAAAUUAGACCAUGACCCACCAUACAUGGAGAUGAGAAUAAAUUCUGCACAGCCAUCCAAUAAGACCGAUCAAACUGCAGACACCAUAGCUAAAGGAAAUAUCUUUGCAGGUAUUCCUUCUGCGAAAGAAAAUCUACAAGGUGGCAAAUCUGAAGAAGAAAACUAUGGGUUAAGUCUGCCACUUGGGUUAGAAUAUGAUUUGAAGAAACAGAAACUGAAGGAGGAACUGCGACAAGAUUACAGACGCUACAUGGCAGAGAAAAAUUCUAGGACCAGAAAGGAACAAGAGCUGAAAGUUGAGAAGCUUUCGCUUCCUAUCUCUGAUAGAAAAUCAGCUAAGGACAGAUUGAGAACAGAACGAAACAAGGAGUACAAUCAGUUUCUUAAGGAGCAAGACAAAUAUGAGCGUUUGAGAAGAAAUGACAGAUGGCUACCGAAGUACUAUAAGGAGAAUAUUGAUCCUUCAGAUGACACCAGUUUUCAGAAUACAACUCAAAUAAGAACUGGUCUGCUCAAUCCAGCGUCUCACAGGAAAGAUGCAUAUACUUCAAUGGAAGCUUAUGAGGAAUUGUUAAAUCAAAAGCGGCAAGAAGAGGACCGAUAUCGAAAAUCUGAUGAUCCUGAGAUUGGUCAGAGAAGAAAUGCUCAGACGCAAACAGACAGACUAUCAGAGGCUUAUGAAAAUAACUUUGCUAAUUCUGGCAACCACUUCCAGCAAUUGAGAAAUGAAAACAGGCACUAUAAAGAAAGGAGAGAUCAAAAACCAACAGCGUACAUUGAAGAGGGUUACAAGGAUGACUACCGGAAGCGACCCGUUUCAGCAGCAGGAAAAUCUAGAUAUUUGAUAAACGAAGUGCAUAACUCACAGAAACUACGCUCAAAAUCUGCUUCAGUGAAAGAUGAAGUUAUGUUUGCAACAGGAUUGUUGGUGGGUAACUAUGAACGAGAGAGUGCCCAAAGAAGAAGGAGGGAAAAAUACAGACAGGAACUAUUGGAACAAAUAUCAGAAAAACAGAAAAGCAAGAUACGGGAAAAAGAGCUUGAGCUCCGAGUUGCUGCUUCAGGAGCUGUAGACCCAGAAAAAGAACCAAAUCGAAUAAGGGAAUUUGGUGCAGUGACACUUCAACACGAUCCUCACAGGUAUGAUGCCUCUGACAGAGAAGGUGAAACCCCUGUUGCAAAACAUUCAAGUGACGAAAGAUCUUCUGUGGAUGAGAGACUACCUCCAGAGCACCCCAGGGUAGCUUUCCAAAAUCCUCCAGUUGAAGAAAGGGCUCCUAAUAGUGGUCUCAGCAGUGGAGUGUGGAAUCCAUAUAGGAAUAUAAUGGUUCCUAGGAUCACCGCGAAUCCUCCCCCUCCUUUUCCUCCUCCUCCACCUGUGCUGACGGAUCAUUAUCAAACACCUUACGAUAAUGCUUAUUAUUUUUAUGGUGCUAGAAAUCCUUUGGAUCCAAACCUGGCAUACUACAGCCCAGGAGUUAUGGGAGUACAACCUAUGUCUUUGGUCAACUCUCCCACUGGACUGACUAACAUCCCAAUGCAAGUUUAUCCGCAAGUAUCUUCCUUUGAUCAAGUCUUUACAACAAAUGCACGUGAUGCUACUAAUGUGAGAAACAUAGCUGCUGGAUCUCUACCAGAACAAAAGACAGUUUUAUCAAAAGAAGGUACACAAAGUUACCAGGAAUCACUGAAAAAGCAGAUGCAAGAAAGGGAAGAGAGGAAAAGAAAAGAAAAAGAAGAAAAGGAAAGAUAUGACGCGAAACUUGAAGAGGAAAUGAGAAUUUACAAUCCAUGGGGAAGAGGGGGAGGUGGUGCACCUCUAAGGGAUGCAGAAGGAAAUCUUCUCACUGAUCUAAAGAAAAUGCAUAAGCAGAAUGAAGAUGCUUACAGGGAUUAUCCUCAUCAAGGAAAUCAGGAUUUCAAAGUUGUGGGCUCUCUUAACCAGAAUUUAGCUAGACCAGAUGCUAAUGCACCUCAAGAGAAAAUCCGAGGAUUUACAUUUGCAAAUACAACACAACUUUUCCAAGGAAGUCCUGUCUGUGAACGAGAAUUUGAAAAAAAAGUUGAUGAGCAACAGAAAUACAAAGAGUACCUAUGCUUACAAAUUGAAGAGAAGCGACGCAAGGCUGAGGAAGAACGUGAAAGAUCUAAACUUGAAGAGCAACAAGAAGAGAAACGCCUAGCUGAACAGAGGGCACGAAUUGCUAAAGAACUUGAAGAAGAACAAGAAAAGAAACGGCGUAAAGAAGAAGAGCAAAGAAUUAAAAAUGAAGAAAUUGCACGGUUGGCUGAAGAACGUCGUAGAAUGGCAGAAAAAAAACGAAAGGAGGAAGAAGAUAAACAGGAGAUGAUGUUUCAACAUCUACUCAAGAGUGAACAAUCUUCAAGGAUAGAUGAGAAGGUACCUCCUUCUCCACCUAUUCCAACCGUGAGGAAACAGAUUGAUCAGAAAAAUGAUAUUCCUGCUGUUAGCAACUCUCCUCAGGAAUUAGAUGUGGAUCAAGCACAGUUGGGAACCGAGUCACCACCAGUUCCUGCUAGACGAAACCAACUUCGAGCAUUUGAGGAGAAGAAAGAUAUAAUUAGUGAACUGUCGGCAUUGAGGAAUCAACUACGAAGUGAAGAACGGCGCUUGGAAGGGCAAUUUCAAAGUGCUGAAAAGGAAGAUGAAGUGUUUCAUAUGUCCAAGAAGCGGGAGAGGAAUCAUGUUGAUGUCUUUGAUUUGGCUAGGCAACGUAUUCAAGCCUUGGUACACCGACCUUCAUCAAAAGAAAGAGAUUUUGUUAAUUUACAAAAUGUCAGAGAUUUCAAUGACCUGAAAUACAGAGAUUCAGCAACACGUGCUGAAAUAAGACAAGUAUACCCAGAUCCUCCAAACGAUAGUAAUACAUUGGAGAUUCAACAGGAGGCAUUAUUAAGAGAACAGAAAAAAAAACUAGACACAAUGAAGAGGAAAGAAACAGUUGCUCAUAUGAAUCCACAUGAUGUUGGACUGGAUUCACAUGAUGAUUUGACGAAGAACUCAUUGCUUGAAUCUGAAAGUGCCUUUAUAGGAAGCCAUGGAGAAACAUUCCCUUUUCCAGCAGAUGUUGGGAGAACAUCUUCUGAACUACCUCCACGAGAGAGACGUCGCCAAAAUAAUAGUAGAUUACACCUUGAUUCUGGCAUGCAACCAAUACCACAAACAGACAGCAUCUCUGCAUCCAGUUUUAAUGUUGAUGAAGUAAGAGCCAGGACUGAACAGCGUAUGAAACGUUUGGAUGAUAUUCAACAUUCAGGUAAUGACCUCACAAUGGAAGACAUUGACAUUUUAAACCAGUUCCUUUCGAGAGAUCAGGAAAGACCAAGCUCUAAUGAAACACUGGCUACAGAGGCCUGGCUGCGACCAGGGACAUCUGAAACAUUAAAAAGGUUUAUGGCUGAUCGUACGCAACUUUAUUGAGGAUCUUCAGCUAACUUACCAUUUAGUUGGAAGCAAGGUAAUUGCACAGUCAGUGACCAAAUUGGUAGAACUAGUAAAAGAUUAUUUGUGCCUUCACUAGGAAAAAAUGUUUAUUGUAAACUCUUGAUGCACUUUGUCAUUUAGAUACUUCAAUUCAGGAUGUUGUCUGUAAACCAGCAUGUGGCCUUGAAUAAACAAAAUGCAAAAAAAACCCAUAACUUAUCUUGGAUCUUUUGUUUAAUACUGAAGUAUGCUAGGUAAUAUCACAUUAAUCAUAAUUUUCCAAAGUAGACACUGGUAAAA
Hemiscyllium ocellatum (epaulette shark) is the source of this 4032-nucleotide messenger RNA. RefSeq names its product centrosome and spindle pole-associated protein 1. Gene Ontology annotation, cellular component: microtubule; centrosome; spindle pole. Lineage: Eukaryota; Metazoa; Chordata; Chondrichthyes; Orectolobiformes; Hemiscylliidae. Gene Ontology annotation, biological process: positive regulation of cytokinesis. The transcript is spliced from 32 exons. The coding region runs from base 226 to 3729 and encodes 1167 amino acids. The record is from RefSeq and is a predicted model, not a curated record.